Phytophthora infestans T30-4 is the source of this 504-nucleotide messenger RNA. RefSeq lists its product as uncharacterized. The coding region runs from base 1 to 504 and encodes 167 amino acids. NCBI's taxonomy places the organism in Eukaryota, Oomycota, Peronosporomycetes, Peronosporales, Peronosporaceae. The transcript is spliced from 4 exons. The record is from RefSeq and is a predicted model, not a curated record.
AUGAAGCUAGGACCGGAUGACGUAUAUUCGCUGAUGACGUGGGUGAAAAGUGACGCGACCGAGUACGACCGCUCGUUCACGGCGAACGAUGAUGCGGACGUGUACGAUGGAGCGGACGUGACAAGUACGGUGACUCGUUUGACGAGUACGAUAGGAUGGGCGGAGGGCGAAACGGUGGCUAGGCAGAGCGCAGAAACUGCCAGGAACGGGACGGUACUGACGAAGUGUGGCAUCUGGCUGCUGACGGUAUUGAAGGACGAUAGUGGUGUCGGCAUCUUUGAGAUUAGCGGUGUCGGUCUCAACUUUAAGAUUAGCGGUGUAGGCAUCACUCGGAGAUUAGUGGUGUCGGCAUCUUUGAGAUUGGACGAUGUGCUGCUCGAGCUCAGUGGAGCGAGUGGUAGUGCACAAACAGACGGACGGACGGGUAACGCCUCGGUGGACGAGGACCAAGGACAGUCGGCGAGGAAGGACGUUAUCUGUAUUUGGGUUGUAAACGGACAGUAA